Molecule: messenger RNA, 561 nt
Organism: Alternaria incomplexa
Lineage: Eukaryota; Fungi; Ascomycota; Dothideomycetes; Pleosporales; Pleosporaceae
Exons: 1
Coding region: 1-561 (186 amino acids)
Source: RefSeq, a predicted model, not a curated record
AUGUUCCCGGACACACAGAAGGAAGCGACGCCCAAAGAGCCUAUACGACGCGACUCGCCGCAAGGACCUCCAUCACCAGAGCUCGCCGACGGACCAACGACGGUUGACUCACCCACGAUCGAUCCAAACGCAAUACAUCCGAAGAGGCUAAGGUUGAUUCUGACAAAAAGGUUCAUGAAGAAACGUUACGAGGCGGGACCCAAAGAUCUGGCGCCUUUGCACAUUGGCCGACACCCAAUCCCGUGGAGUAUGUCCAACGAAGAGGAUCUUCGUAUGAUCUUUGUUCCAGAACUUGUCGAAUGGAUACAAUCGUCCGACUACCAGGGUCACGCCGCCAAUCGCUGCUUUUGCUCCCUUGUUCUGCACAUCUUGAGCAAACGUCUACCAGACGACGUCAUCCACAACGACCCCAUCGACCGCGAUGACUUUCGGGGCAGACUUGGCGAGCUCUUCUCCGACGACGGAAUGCCUCUCGACCACCUCCUUGAUCACUGUGCCAAUGGAUACAACAUCCAGAAGGUCAGGAAGGUACACAAGCGGCCAAUGACGCAUAACACUUAG